This is a messenger RNA of Pogona vitticeps (central bearded dragon), 2425 nucleotides long. NCBI's taxonomy places the organism in Eukaryota, Metazoa, Chordata, Lepidosauria, Squamata, Agamidae. The record is from RefSeq and is a predicted model, not a curated record.
UCCGAGCUGGGGGGGGGGAAACGAAUUCCUCGGAAGCCCCUUCGUUACAUUGUAUCAUGUGAGCCAGUCGUUACCUUUAUUGCAAGGCGGGAGGGGAGGAAGGGGGGGGCGCGGAAAGAGGGCGCGAGGAGGGACCCGCGGGGGAUCGGCAUUGCCGACGCGAGCCGUCUUGCACCGGAACGAAGAGGUACCCCUCUCGUAGGCAUGUCAGUCAGCGUCCAUGAAAACCGUAAAUCCCGGACGAGCACUGGUUCCAUGAAUAUCUUGCUGUUCCACAAAGCCUCCCACCCAGACUGUGUCCUCUCUCAUCUCAACACCAUGAGGAAGCACUGCAUGUUCACCGAUGUAACUCUCUGGGCUGGGAAGAAGUCCUUCCCCUGCCACCGGGCUGUGUUGGCCGCCUCCAGCAGAUAUUUCGAAGCCAUGUUCAGCAACGGCCUUCGGGAGAGCUUAGGCGACGAGGUGAACUUCCACGACAGUUUGCACCCGGAGAUCUUGGAGUUGCUGCUCGACUACGCCUACUCAUCCAAGGUCAUCAUCAACGAGGAGAACGCGGAGUCUCUGCUAGAAGCCGGCGACAUGUUGCAGUUUCAUGAUGUCCGAGAUGCAGCUGCUGAGUUCCUUGAGAAGAACCUCUACCCUUCCAACUGUUUGGGCAUGAUGGUCCUCUCUGACGCCCACCAGUGCAAAAGACUCUAUGAGCUUUCUUGGAGGAUGUGCCUGGUUAAUUUUGAGACCGUCCACAGGAGCGAAGAGUUCAACAGCCUCUCCAAGGAUACCUUGAUGGACCUCAUUUCCAGCGACGAGCUGGAAAUCGAGGACGAAGAGAAGGUCUUCAAGGCGGUCGUCCAGUGGGUGAAGUAUGACCUAGACAAGAGGAAGCCCUUCCUUCCGGAGUUGCUAAAGAACGUGCGGCUGGCCUUGCUGCCUUCCGAAAGCCUCAAGGAAGCCAUGACGUACGAGGAGCUGAUCAACACCGAAGAGCCGAACAAGCAAAUCAUGGAGGAGGCGCUCCGGUGCAAAAAGAAGAUCCUGCAGAACGAUGGGGUGGUCGUGAGCCCCUGUGCCAGGCCUCGCAAAGCUGGGCACACUUUGCUCAUCUUAGGGGGCCAGACGUUCAUGUGCGACAAGGUCUAUCAAGUGGACCACAAGGCGAAAGAGAUCAUCCCCAAAGCGGACCUGCCCAGCCCAAGGAAAGAGUUCAGCGCCUGCGCGAUUGGGUGCAAAGUCUACAUCACCGGAGGAAGAGGCUCGGAGAAUGGAGUAUCCAAAGACGUGUGGGUCUACGACACGGUCAACGAGGAGUGGUCCAAAGCGGCCCCCAUGCUUAUCGCUCGGUUUGGGCACGGUUCGGCCGAACUAGAAAACUGCCUCUACGUGGUUGGUGGUCACACCGCCGUGGCCGGCGUCUUCCCCGCUUCCCCUUCCGUUUCUCUAAAGCAGGUGGAGAAGUACGAUCCCAUGGCCAACAAAUGGACCAUGGUGGCCCCCCUGAGGGACGGGGUCAGCAACGCCGCCGUCGUCAGCGCCCGGCUCAAGCUCUACGUUUUUGGCGGCACCAGCAUCCACCGGGAUAUGGUGUCCAAGGUCCAGUGCUAUGAUCCGGCAGAAAACCGGUGGACCAUCAAAGCCCAGUGUCCCCAGCCGUGGCGCUACACCGCCGCCGCUGUCUUAGGCAGCCAGAUUUUCAUCAUGGGGGGAGACACCGAAUACACCGCAGCCUCCGCGUACCGUUUUGACUGCGAGACGUACCAGUGGACGCGGAUCGGGGACAUGACGGCCAAGCGGAUGUCCUGCCACGCGUUGGCUUCGGGGAACAAGCUUUACGUGGUCGGGGGUUACUUUGGGACGCAGAGGUGCAAAACCUUGGACUGCUACGACCCCAUGUCAGACACAUGGAACUGUAUCACCACGGUGCCUUACUCCCUGAUCCCUACCGCUUUUGUUAGCACAUGGAAACAUUUGCCCGCUUGACCGUCUGCACAUCGGGAAGGAGUAGAUGCUGAACGUCACGGCCCUAACCGGGCAGGAUGGGAGCACUGCACAAACAUCUGGCUCGUCUUUCUAAUUGCUUCCCACGAGAUCCCUUCCUAUCCCAGUUGGGAAAGGCCCUCGGGUGGCAUCGAAAAACGAGAUACAAAUGGGAUGGGGGUGAAGAGGUCAAGCCAGCAAGCCCGCUGGCUUCCCUCCAUGGAAGAGGGAACAGAGGAUUGGGCACCCACGCAGAGCGCCAUCUUGGCACCCUCUGGACUUCGGACAAAAACGACGAAGCUUCAAGGACUUCAGAAUUCUCUGCUGCCAAGCGAAGAAGCACAAGGCACCUUUACAAGGGCUAUCGUUUGUUUGUAGGGUUUUCAAACGCCGUCGGUUGUUUCUAGUUUGAUGUUCCCUGGAGUUUUUGACUGGUUUUAAUUAAAAAAAGAAA